GCCAGGGAACGUUGUCCCGAGCUGUUCCGCGAGUUGUCAUUCGAGUGCGCCGACGGGGAAGUGUCAGGAGGGGGAGUCCGAGAUCUCGGGGGUUCUGUGAUCGAGUGUUUCGAGUCGUGACUGCGCGUUGUCAGUGGCCCGCCCCCGAAGACAAUCACACUUGGCAUGUGUGUCGUGGAGGACCUAGAAUGAGCAUGGAAUCGGUGAUGGAUUCUUCCCCCAGUAACAGUGACAGAAGCAGCCACGUGAGUUCUUCUCCUCCGCCGAUCAAGUCGUCGAUGACUCCGCCGCCCAACAAUAACAACCACCCGGACAGUCCCAACAUGCGACCCUCCGGUAGUCCCGGUCAACACCCGGUAUCUCAGCAGAUGAGUCCUCCGGCCGUGUCGACCCCCAGCAGCAUCGUCAGCAUGGCGCCUAGGCUCGGCAUGGGUCUUCCGCCCCCGGGUCUGGGUCUCCUCAACUCUCUGGGCGGCAUGGUCCAUCACUCGCCCUUGGACCUCAUGGCCGUCGCUCACCACCACGGGCCUCCGCGCUCCUACAACAGUCCGCCGCCCAUAUCCAGCUCCGACCCCACGGCUAACGAAUGCAAGCUGGUCGACUAUCGCGGGCAGAAGGUCGCGGCUUUCAUCAUCGCCGGAGACACGAUGCUCUGCUUGCCCCAGGCCUUCGAGCUGUUCCUCAAGCACCUGGUCGGCGGUCUUCACACGGUCUACACCAAACUGAAGCGUCUGGACAUCGUACCCCUGGUCUGCAACGUGGAGCAAGUCCGCAUUCUGCGCGGUCUGGGGGCCAUCCAACCCGGUGUCAACAGGUGCAAGCUCCUCUCGUGCAAGGACUUCGACAUCUUGUACCGCGACUGUACCACGGCCAGAUUCCGACCUGUUACGCAAUUCGCUUACGAUACGGGUUCCAGGCCGGGACGACCCCCCAAGCGAGCCUCCAUCGGUCUAAGUCUGGCGGCCUCCCACCUCUCACAUCAGCUCAAGAAGCACCGGUUGGAGAACGGAGACUAUCCGGGCUACGAGAACGGACAUCUGUCUGAUGGCCCUAGGAUGGAGAAGUCGCCACUUCUCGCCAACGGGUACAACCAUCCUCCUACCCACUUGAACCACAUGCAGUUUAUGCAGUUGGGGCAGCAUCCUCACACCGCCAUCCUCAACCCUGGGCUUGGCCAUCAUCCUGGUCUCUCGCGCCCCGACGGCUCGAUCAUCAAGAGUCAGCCCCUGCCCGCCAUGGACGCUAUUGCCAGAUCUGGAAUUUGGGAGAACUGCCGUGCUGCCUAUGAGGACAUCGUCAAGCACUUGGAAAGGUUAAGAGAAGAAAGAGGUGACACCGAGAGAGCCCUUGCGCUGGAUCACAAAGUUCGAGACCUCAGUUUACACAAUGGGUCCUCGAACGGCCACAGUCCGGUCCUCAAUCUUAGCAAGUCCGGUGCCGACCAAUCCGGCAGCGAGGCUGGCCACACGGGACUGGAGGACGAGGACGAAGAUGACAAUGUCAGUGACGUCGAUGAGGAGGACGACAAGGACCAAGAUCUGAGCGACGCCGCGGAAGCAGGGGUGGGUGGCGUCUCUCCCCACGCCAUCAACUACUCGACGCUCAGCGCCUCGACGCCUACCCAAGGCCCGGACCCCGCCCUCUCCAGCACCGAGACUCUGCUGAGAAACAUCCAAGGGCUGCUCAAGGUCGCGGCGGACAACGCUCGUCAACAGGAACGCCAGAUCAACUACGAGAAAGCCGAGCUGAAGAUGGAUGUGCUGCGAGAGAGGGAAGUGAAAGACAGUUUGGAGCGGCAACUCAUGGAUGAGCAGAAAAUCAGAGUGCUGUACCAAAAACGGUUGAAGAAGGAGCGCAAGGCGAGAAGACGGCUACAGGACCAGCUGGAGCUGGAGAUGAAGAGGAGGCAACAGUUGGAAGAGGCUCUUAAGAAUUCUGGAGCCCCUCCUGAAGCUCUACGCAUCCUGAACGAAUCAGCCAGUGAGCCCGCAGCCCAGCCGCCUCCACGCACCGCCCCCGCAGAGCCUGAUAACCCUGCUCCAUCGUAUCCGCCCCAACGGCCACCCCCACAGCCCGAAGCGCCCCCUGCCGAGAAGCAGUGGAACUACUCGGGGCUCGACCUCAUCAACUCGGGGGCCGCAUUCUGGCAGAACUAUUCCGAAUCUUUGGCCCAGGAACUUGAGUUGGAGAGGAAAUCGAGGCAACAACAACAGCAGCAGCAGCAGCAACAACAACAGUCAGACAUCGACGUCAAACCUCCCCUUCAAGACUCGAGGGCCGGGUACUACAAGAACUCCGUACUGUUCAGCAGCGCCACCUAGACUGAACCUGCCUGACCUGCGAGUACUUCCUAGAUCUCAUAAUCGUCAGAAGGCUGCUUCGGGUGCUUUCCUCUCGUCCGUCAUCUCUGGCUCACUGUGACGCGGUUUACAAAAAUACUAAAAUAUUCUAGUCAACAGUAUUUGUUCAAGAGUUCGUUCAGAUUUACAAAACAAGGUUGAUUUAAAGUGUAAUCCUCAAGUGUUUAAACAGAUGAAAGAAUCGGAAGCGCCCGAGUGACCUGACAGUGAUGAAAGGAAACGAAGUGAAGUGUACGAAGUGAAAGACGAGUCCGAAGCUGGGGUGUUUUGAAGUUAGACAAAGUUUGAGCUUUGUAGUAAUCUUUUAAAUGUUUAUAUGUUUAGGGAGGUGGCACAAAACACUCCCACAUCGCGACGACCGUGUUCCCUGAAGUGUUUAAAGCCUUAAAUAUAGUUCAAAACAUUCCGAACACCCCAGGACUUGCGACCUUCUCGGGUAAAACCCACUGAAUUUGUAAAUUAGUCUAAUUUAUUGAAUGUAAAUUUAAGUUGUGCAUGCACUCUCGUCGACCGCAUUCAGAAGACCGUAGUCGUACCGUAAGGCUGUAUUAGUGAUCAUACUUGUAGACUUUGGACAUAGAUUUAAUAUAACAGGUCACUGUUAUUGUGUUUAUUAUCUAUUAUAAUUAUUACUAUUAUUAUUUAGUUUACUAUGUACAUAGCCUAAUCUAGUUACAGUUGUUCACUAUGUACAUCCUGUUUUAAUUCACUUUAAAGUUGAAUUUUAUGGUUUUAAAUUAUAAUAAUGUUUAGAGUCAUGUGCCCUAUGUAUAAAUAUUAAAUUUAUAAUGCCAUAUUGUAAUCUUAUUUCAAGUAUUUAUCAAUAUUAUUUUCUUCGUAGAUCAGUUCACUUUUAAGUCGUUUACAUACGUUUCAUUUUGUAGGAUAAACCAAAACUGGUUAUUUUCAAAGAAGGUACUUGUUAUACAUAAAUUUGUUUAUUUCUUCAAUAGUAAUUUAGUUGACAAAUACUAUUUUAUUAUAAUUAUAAUUUUACGAUAUUCAUAACUAUUGUCAUGAUCGACUACUGUUUAGACAGAACAUUCAUUUAACAGAAUCUGUUACGUACUAAAUCCUAUAAUUAGAAACAUUAGGCCUAUAACUAUUAACUUCCAUUGUUUUCUUCUCUAAAAUUUUAAGUUUUUUACAACGAUUUAUGUAUGUAGAUAAAAAGGACCAUUGAAUGUAUACCGAGCAAGAGCAAAUUACUAAAUUGAAAUAAAAAUAGUAAAACCAUUGUAUAGCAAGUUUUUUAGUUCAUUUAAAAGCUGUUAAAAUUUUAAGAGUUGAAGAAGCAUACAACUAAAAGUGUAGUGCAGUUAAAAUCACAGCACCUCUUUUGUUAUGUUAACAAGUUAUUUUGACAUUUUCUAGAUAAGUACAAUUCCUGUUUUCCCGGCUUGGACCUUAUUUUCAUAAAGAAUGUAUAAUAGAAUAAAGAAUAAUUUAUUGUCUCGUCUGGUGAACUAGCACUAAAUGUACAGCUAUCAAGUGUUUUUCUAAGCCAGCCAGUCCAUCUCUCUCUGUACAUUGUGUGUACCCUGUGCUGUACAUAUUCACUAGCACCUAGCAGUCCGACUCUUGUGUACAUCGACAUUUUUCACCGUAUCUAUCGAUUGUGUCUGCUACACCCUAACAAAAGAGUUGUCAUUCCAAAAUGUCUCACAAGGUAACAUUACUGUUUGCUUUCGUUGUGUUAUCAGAUCAGAAUGAAAUUGUUCUUCACUUAUCGGAUUUGUACUUACUUGGCAACUCUUUUGGUACGUGUCUCGUGGCUGAAUGGUCCCAACAAUAUAUGUAUCAAUAAACCUUCCCAGUGUAUUUAA
Messenger RNA from Homalodisca vitripennis (glassy-winged sharpshooter), 4186 nucleotides. RefSeq names its product dachshund homolog 2 (gene dac). The record is from RefSeq and is a predicted model, not a curated record. Lineage: Eukaryota; Metazoa; Arthropoda; Insecta; Hemiptera; Cicadellidae. The coding region runs from base 189 to 2321 and encodes 710 amino acids. The transcript is spliced from 13 exons.